ACCUUCGAGACGGAAAACUCGAACUCCAUUCCACGGUAGCCCGACAUUGCUACAGUACUCUUCCACCUUCGAGGCCUAGCCAUGAAGAUCGCAUCCUCUAUCCAGUGGCUUCUUUGCCUCGGGGUCACCAACAUGAACCUCGCCAUCGCAGCACCCAUCCAUACAGACGACAUGGACACUUCACCAAACCCGGCCCAUCAUCAGCCCGAGAAACGUCAGGGAUUUUAUGCCCUUGAUUGUGAGACGCGUCGGGCUUUCGAGUUAUGCAAUUCAACCACGACUUGCCCGGGGGGAUACUAUCCGACCAACCGCCAGAUUCCCACAUGCGAAAUACUCUGUUCGUGCCAUUGGAUUUAUCAGUGUGGUAAUUUUGGGUGCAAGACUGCUACCGAGGAUAAAACUGAUGGAACUGAGACGGAGGCUUCCGAGCCAACAGAGGCUCUCUCCAAGUAGCAUUCCUUCUGUACUCAGGCUGCGACCGAUAGGAUUCAUCAGAUGCGUUAUUGAGAGAGAUUCUCGUCGUACUGAGAACUUCCCCAAUGGAUAGCUCGAUGCGGUUUAGACGCUGGUUCAACCAGAAUGGAGAGAAGAUAAGUUCACCAUGGAAACGUCUGAGUCCGUCCUGAAGUUCCCUCCCUCCAAAUGAUUCAACAGCACAC
Messenger RNA from Canariomyces notabilis, 659 nucleotides. RefSeq lists its product as uncharacterized. The record is from RefSeq and is a predicted model, not a curated record. Lineage: Eukaryota; Fungi; Ascomycota; Sordariomycetes; Sordariales; Chaetomiaceae. Bases 82 to 453 code for a protein of 123 amino acids. The transcript has 2 exons.